AUGGCGGCGGCGGUGACCUUCUGCCGGCUCUUCCUGAGCCGCGGGGCCGCGCUGCACUUGCCCCAGGCCGCCAGGUGCUUUGGCGUGCGGACGUCUCCGACGGGGGAGAAGAUCACACACACGGGCCAGGUUUAUGAUGCUGAAGAUUAUAGGCAAAUCCGGUUUGUGGGUCGUCAGAAAGAGGCUCUGAAUUCUCAUUCCCGCUUCCUCUCCGAGGGCUAA
Molecule: messenger RNA, 222 nt
Organism: Elephantulus edwardii (Cape elephant shrew)
Lineage: Eukaryota; Metazoa; Chordata; Mammalia; Macroscelidea; Macroscelididae
Gene: NDUFS6
Product: NADH dehydrogenase (ubiquinone) Fe-S protein 6, 13kDa (NADH-coenzyme Q reductase)
Exons: 3
Coding region: 1-222 (73 amino acids)
Biological process (GO): mitochondrial electron transport, NADH to ubiquinone
Source: RefSeq, a predicted model, not a curated record